This is a messenger RNA of Passer montanus (Eurasian tree sparrow), 2289 nucleotides long. It is a transcript of the gene NOTUM, whose product is annotated as notum, palmitoleoyl-protein carboxylesterase. The record is from RefSeq and is a predicted model, not a curated record. The coding region runs from base 111 to 1415 and encodes 434 amino acids. Gene Ontology annotation, molecular function: hydrolase activity. Lineage: Eukaryota; Metazoa; Chordata; Aves; Passeriformes; Passeridae. The transcript is spliced from 11 exons.
GCAGGAAGGGCUGGCGGCGGCGGGGCCCGCCGGUCCGCGAGCGCGGCGAGGCGGCGGCGGCGGCGGCAGCCGAGAGUUUCCCGCUGGACUUCACCGCCGUGGAGGGCAACAUGGACAGCUUCAUGGCGCAGGUCAAGAGCCUGGCGCAGUCGCUGUACCCCUGCUCGGCCCAGGCGCUGCCGCACGACCUGCGCCUGCACCUCCUGCACAACGCCUCGGUCACCUGCAACGACGGCAGCCCGGCCGGCUACUACCUGAAGGAGUCCAAAGGCAGUCGGCGGUGGCUGCUGUUCCUGGAAGGAGGGUGGUACUGCUUCAACAGGGAGAACUGCGACACCCGCUACGACACCAUGCGGCGGCUGAUGAGCUCCCGGGAGUGGCCCGCGACCCGCGUGGGAACUGGGAUCCUGUCCUCUCAGCCAGAAGAAAAUCCCCACUGGUGGAAUGCAAACAUGGUAUUCAUCCCGUAUUGCUCAAGUGAUGUUUGGAGCGGUGCCUCUUCCAAGUCUGAGAAAAAUGAAUAUGCCUUCAUGGGAGCACUGAUCAUACAGGAGGUUAUAAAGGAGCUGGUGGGAAAAGGUCUGAGCACUGCGAAAGUGUUGCUGCUAGCAGGGAGCAGUGCUGGAGGGACAGGGGUGCUCCUGAACGUGGAUCGAGUGGCAGAGCAGCUGGAGGAGAUGGGUUAUCAGGGGAUUCAGGUUCGAGGCUUGGCAGACUCGGGAUGGUUCCUGGAUAACAAACAGUACCGCAGGACCGACUGCAUCGAUACCAUAACGUGUGCUCCCACAGAGGCCAUCAGGAGAGGAAUCAGAUACUGGAAUGGCAUUGUUCCCGAACGCUGUAAGCUGCAGUUUAAAGAGGGAGAGGAAUGGAAUUGCUUUUUUGGAUAUAAGAUUUACCCCACUCUUCGAUGCCCAGUCUUUGUUGUCCAGUGGCUCUUCGAUGAGGCCCAGCUUACUGUAGACAAUGUACACCUCACUGGCCAGCCUGUUCAGGAAGGGCAGUGGCUCUACAUCCAGAAUUUAGGUAGAGAGCUGAGAAACACCUUGAAGGAUGUGACUGCGAGCUUUGCUCCUGCCUGUUUGUCCCACGAGAUCAUCACACGCAAUCACUGGACUGACAUCCAGGUGAAGGGGACAUCAUUACCCCGUGCCCUGCACUGUUGGGAUCGGAGCCUCCAUGAGAGCAACAAAAAUGGGAAGGCUCCUCUGAAAGGCUGCCCAAUUCACCUGAUUGACAGCUGUCCAUGGCCUCACUGCAACCCCUCGUGCCCCACAAUCAGGGACCAGUUCACAGGGCAGGAGAUGAAUGUGAUCCAGUUCCUCAUGCACAUGGGUUUUGAUGUUCAGAAGAUGGCACAGCAGCAGGGCCUGGAGCCGAGUAAACUCCUGGGGAUGCUCAGCAGUGGUAACUAGAGAGGUCAGAGGGGCAGAGAUUGGAUCAGGAGGAGAGAGACUCUCAGCCCUUCUCCCAGACUUUCUAAUCUUCUUGCUAAUGUUCCUGCAGGCAGAUGCAUGCUCAUACCCAUGGCACACUCACAGCUGUGCACUCACAUGCUCCCACACUCUUGCACGCUUAUGGUGUGUCAAGGAAAAAAAAAGAAAAAAAAAAAAAGGCAAGCAGCAAUUUCUUGCUUACACUGUUUGGCUGGAACUUGUUCUCUCCCUCCAGACUCCAGGGCUAAGUUUCAGCUGGUCACAUCCUCUUCCUGUGCUACACAAGGCAAUCAGAUACAGGGAGUAGCAAAGCCAUAAAUAGCAGCGAUGAGAACCUUCCCCAGAUCUGGGACAUUUUCCCUUGCCACGAAUUUCACAUCAUAGACUUGUUACAAGUGGUGAAAAAAGCAAGCACUGGAUUUCUUCUGUCCAACUAGGAGGGAAGGAAUGAUUACAUUACUUCCUGGAGGUUAGCAUCUCAUGCUGAAUCACAGAAUACAGACCCAGGACACGUGCUAAGGAUGGACACUCUUGUACUCAAUUUAUUCAUAUUAUUUUAUAAAAUGACUUUUUAAAUACUUUUUUAAACUAAGCAAGAAAUAUAAAGGAUAUUGUAACAUAUUUUUUUUAAAAUAACGAAGAAACCUCUUGCUACUUUGGCAACGUGGACAUAUUUAUUUUAAUAUGUAAAACGCUAUUUAUAAGGGCUGACCAGAGAACCAUACCUAUGUCUUUGUAAAGUUGUAUAUGCUGCUCAUUUGGAUGGGUUAUCCUGAUGGUCACUUGUGCCUGGGAGAGGGCUAAGGGUGGUGUUGAUAUUUUGUAUUAAUUAGAUUUCUGUGUUCCCCUUGCA